This is a messenger RNA of Phoenix dactylifera (date palm), 1859 nucleotides long. Its product is annotated as transcription factor Pur-alpha 1-like. Gene Ontology annotation, biological process: regulation of transcription by RNA polymerase II. Lineage: Eukaryota; Viridiplantae; Streptophyta; Magnoliopsida; Arecales; Arecaceae. Gene Ontology annotation, molecular function: DNA-binding transcription factor activity, RNA polymerase II-specific; RNA polymerase II transcription regulatory region sequence-specific DNA binding; purine-rich negative regulatory element binding. The record is from RefSeq and is a predicted model, not a curated record. Gene Ontology annotation, cellular component: nucleus.
UCCGGUCAAACCCCUAGACCCGCCCCCAACCCCAACCCCAACCCCAACCCUACUAACCCUAAUACCAUCUCCAUCUGCUACAGCUUACCAGCGGCAGCGGAGGCCAGCAAUUCCAAACCCAAAUCACCAACCCUUUGCCAACCUUUCCCUAAUCGAUUCGUGCCCGGCACUGGAGGAAUUUGCUCCCCUAGGGUUAGGGUUUUCGUUGGAGCAGGAGCAAGAACUAGGGUUUUUUGUCUUGUUGCUUGAAUCUAGAUUUGGGGAGAAUAAGGAGGGGUUUUUAGGUUGGGGCGAUGGAGGGCGGUUCGGGUGGGAACGACGUGGAGCUGGUGUCCAAGACGCUGCAGUUCGAACACAAGCUGUUCUACUUCGAUCUGAAGGAGAACCCCCGUGGGAGGUACCUUAAGAUCUCGGAGAAGACGUCGGCGACGAGGUCCACCAUUAUCGUCCCUGUUAACGGCAUCGCCUGGUUCAUCGACCUCUUCAAUUACUAUGUCAAUACUGACGAGCAGGAUGCCUUCAGCAAGGAGCUCAAGCUCGACACCAAGGUGUUUUACUUUGAUAUCGGGGAGAAUAAAAGGGGGCGCUUCUUGAAGAUUUCAGAGGCAUCUGUCAACAGAAAUCGUAGUACAAUCAUUGUUCCAGCCGGAAGCUCAGGCGAAGAAGGAUGGGCAGCAUUUAGGAACAUUUUGCUAGAGAUUAAUGAAGAAGCUUCCCGACUUUUCAUUGUACCAAAUCAGCAACAUAUGGAACCACCAGAGCGACUUCCAGGACUUUCAGAUGAUGUUGGGGCUGGAUUUAUAUCAGGCCAUAGUGCACAGUCAGCCUCUGGGUCAGAGUUAAAUGUUGACCGAUUGGUUGAAUUGCCUCCUCAGGAGGAUAUUGGAGGCAUGGGGAUGUCUAAAGUAAUUAGGGUAGAUCAAAAGAGGUUCUUCUUUGAUUUAGGUAGCAAUAAUAGGGGCCAUUUCUUGAGGAUAUCUGAGGUUGCUGGUGCAGAUCGCUCAUCAAUCAUCCUUCCCUUGUCUGGUCUGAAGCAGUUUCAUGAAAUGAUCGGUCAUUUUGUGGAGAUAACCAAGGACAGAUUUGAAGGAAUGACUGGUCCAAAUGUGCGGACAGUGGAGCCGGCACAGAGAUGAUCUUUUUGGAGGACAGUUGAUCCCCUCACUUCAGUUCUACUGCAGGGCUACCUCUGCAUUUUUUUGGUUGCCACUUAUUACUAGGAUUUUUAACAGUUCAGUCUGCAAGUCUCUGAUCGGAGCAGGUACUGCAGGUAUGCGAUCAUCAGCCACCUUAAUGACAUGGUUAAGAUCAUCAUGGGAAUGUUAGAAUUUUUUUCCUUUUCUUUUGGUUAAUCAAUAUGUUGUAGCAAUUGGUUGAUAUCCUUUGCUGAAGUGGUAUUUUUUUCCCUAUCCGAAUGAUAUAAUUUUAUUACCAGAUUCUGUCAGGUCUGUGAAGCAUUCAUUUAUUUACUUUUUUUUUUUUUUUUGAAUUGCCGUUUGAGUCGGCAUCAAUCACUUCAGAGAAAUGAUGCAGCAAUCUACCCAUGUCGAACACGACGGGAUCUGGUAGUCAUUAUGACUGGUGGGUCCGGAUAAAGAAUUGUGGAUGGGGCGGGCGGGCGCGGUGUUUGCUACGGACCAUUUUGCGUAGGGUGGUUUUUCUUGUCCGUGAAAUUUUUCCUCCUGUAAAAGAAGGCGACUGCUUGUAUAUGAUUCUUAUGGCAUGCAGGUUGAACUGGGCCAUGGAUGAUAGCUUGUUAUCAGGGGCAGAUGGCAUUUAGAAACAAGUAUGCUUCGCUUGGUAUUGCUCGCCUUGAUUGUUGAUACUGUAGAUGCAAAAGAUGCCUUCAUUGAUGUCCA